AUCACACGGCGCACACACACACACACACAAGCAGACGCACGCACUAACACCCAGGUGUGUUAGGCCGCUCCUGUAGGGUUGGUUGUAAAAUCAGACGUCACGGCGCGAGGGGAGACGCUCACAGGUAACGGCUGAGGUGAGGUUUGUAUACCUGGUCAAAGUUUAUCUCGCGAACACCACUGGUCUGGAUGUCUGAAAGUGGAGCGCGCGCUAUGCACUGGAGAGCUAUUUGGGGAAGAUGUACGUGAGUUAUCUGUUGGAGAAAGAUCCGGGCAUGAACGGCACGGCCGGCAGGCAUCACAACUUAAACUUCAACCAUCAAAACUUCCUCCCCGCGCCGCAGCAGUACACAGACUACAGCGCCUACCAUCACAUCCCCGCGUUCCACGGAGGAGACCCAAAUCACGGAAACCUCAGCGCGGGCGCAUGGAACGCUACAUACCCACCUCCGCGCGAGGACUGGUCCGCAUUCUGCCACGGGGCCGGUCCUCUCGGCUCUAACUUGGGCCCGGUCAGUUUAAACCUCAGAGACUUGAGUCCCAUCGUACCACCCGAGCAAAGUCUCGUGCAGUCAGUCGUCACGGCAUCAACAGCUGGACAACUGUCCCCCGACCCGCAGCGCACAGACCCCUAUCAGUGGAUGAGGAAGAACACGGCACCGGGAAACACAGGGAAGACGCGGACGAAGGAUAAGUACCGCGUGGUGUACAGUGAGCACCAGCGCGUGGAGUUGGAGAAGGAGUUCCACUACAGCCGCUACAUCACCAUCCGCCGCAAGGCCGAGCUCGCCCUGGGCCUCAGCCUAUCAGAGAGACAGGUGAAGAUUUGGUUCCAGAAUCGCCGGGCGAAGGAGAGGAAAAUGACGAAACGCACGAAGGUGCAGCAACCACAGCAGGCCUCCACCUCUACACCCCCAUCACCUGAGCUGCGUCACCACGGCAACAACAUCUCCACAGCAACCAGCAGCAGCAGUAGCACUGGCUUUCUGACAGACAGCAUCACCAUGAGCAUCAAAGAGGAGUUCUAACAGCUGCAGUGUGUGUGUGAGUGCAGGGAGGAGGUGUGUGUGUGUAUGUGUGUGACCAGGGCAGCUCUCACACCAGUCAGCUGCAGGGAGGAAGUGUGUGUGUGUUUGUGUGUGUGUGCAUGUGCGUCGGGUCUUCCUGCGGGGCCGUUACUGGUUGGGUUGUUGAGGUAUAAUGGAGACGUUCUAGCCUGACGAGCCAGACCCACAUUAAAAUGUAAGCUCACAAGCCAACGGAGAGUUGCUAGACUAGCCCUGGUAGGGGCGCGUCUAGAUUUCUAGGCUAGACACGUUCUGUUUCUGCUGGAAAGUCCAGUGGUGAGCUGGAGAAGAACUGAAACCAGUGGCAAGACAGUGAUGGAGAGAACUAACCACACACAGGGACUCUGUACACGCACACACACACACACACACACACACACGCACACACACACAGGAGAUCCAGACCUCAGGGUUCACUACACACCAGUGAGGCCUCAUCUGUGAGUCGCAUAGGAUAAAAGCAUCAGCUAAAUUAAUAAAUGUAAAUCCAAAUGUGCAAAACACACACACGCACGCACACACACACA
This is a messenger RNA of Alosa alosa (allis shad), 1593 nucleotides long. It is a transcript of the gene cdx1a, whose product is annotated as caudal type homeobox 1a. Gene Ontology annotation, molecular function: DNA-binding transcription factor activity, RNA polymerase II-specific; RNA polymerase II transcription regulatory region sequence-specific DNA binding. The transcript has 3 exons. Gene Ontology annotation, biological process: embryo development; regulation of transcription by RNA polymerase II; animal organ morphogenesis. The record is from RefSeq and is a predicted model, not a curated record. Lineage: Eukaryota; Metazoa; Chordata; Actinopteri; Clupeiformes; Clupeidae. Gene Ontology annotation, cellular component: nucleus. The coding region runs from base 239 to 1027 and encodes 262 amino acids.